CGAUCGCUACUCGCGCCCGCCCGCCUCGAUCGGUAGGUCAGGCCACGAUGAUGCGCCGUCGCGGCCUCCGAAGCUUCUGCCACGGCGUCGCCUCCACGUCCACGGUGCAGCAGCUCCACGGAAAGGAGCAGCUGGCCGGCGCCGCGGGCGCGGGCGCGGACGCUGCGUCCUCGUCCUUCCUCACCGUGCCGCCGUCGGUGGUCGGCUCGUGCGUGGCCGAGACCGAGGUGAGCGGCACGGGCACCGGUGGUGGCGCGGGCGGUGGAGGAGGACCGGCGGUCACGCUGGAGGAGAUGAUCCUGCAGCUGGACCUGGAGGAGGAGGCGGCGAGGAAGGCGCGGCGAGCGGCGGCGGCGGCGGGGUACGGCGGGGAGGAGGAGGGGUGGUGCCCGCGGCGGAUGUCGUGCGUGGACGGCGGGGGCGGCGGCGGCCCGGCGGACCACGUGCUCCGGUCGGCGCGGGACGCGCUGAGCCAGUACCCGCGCUUCUCGCUCGACGGGCGGGACGCCAUGUACCGCGCGUCGUUCAGUGGGUUCUACGAGGGCAUGGGCCGCGGCGCCAGCGCCGCCGGAAACUACAGCCGGCCGCGGGCGUCGGCGUGCUGCGCCGCCGGCGCGGGGUGCGCGGCGCUCGCGUGCGGCGCGGGGGGAUACGAGAUGGACCUGGAGCGGACGCUGCGGAUGCCGGCCACGGUCGCCGGGGAGAGCGUCGUGUGGUGCAAGCCCGGCGUGGUGGCCAAGCUCAUGGGGCUGGAGGCCGUGCCCGUGCCGAUCAGGGGAGGGCUCCGGCGGAGGAAGGCGAGCGGGCAUCCGGCCGCGACGUGCGGCGGCGGCGGCGGCGUCAGGAAGCAGAGGCUGAGGAGGACGGUGCAGGAGGAGCUGGCCUUGAACAAGGAGAAGCUCUUCAUGGCGCUGCAUGGCUACGACGUCGCCGGGGCGGGCGCGCGACACACGCUGGCACCCUCCGGUCCGGCGCGGGACCCGAUGUCAGUGGCAUGGGCAACGACGGCCAUGGAUGGGAGUUCCGGCUUCGCCGUUGACGGGUGACUGGUUGAGGAUGCAGAAUACGUGGCUGCUAGCACAUAAACUGGUGUCGAACUGGUUUCCACAAGAAAAAACAGGGUCGAACUUUGGUUACAACUAAUAUAUGUUUAUACAGUUUUCUCACAUGAAUAAAUCUUCUUGUAGUAUUGCCCAUAUAUCUUGGAGUAUUUCGCGUAGAUUUUGCAGAAAAUGUUGUAUAAGCUAAGAUAUGUAGGUUUCUUUUUCCGUUUAGAGCUUUUUAAAAAAAGAGAGAGAGAGGAAAUGUUGGAGGUAAAGUUUAAAUGCUAAA
Panicum hallii is the source of this 1332-nucleotide messenger RNA. RefSeq lists its product as uncharacterized. The transcript has a single exon. The record is from RefSeq and is a predicted model, not a curated record. The coding region runs from base 48 to 1046 and encodes 332 amino acids. NCBI's taxonomy places the organism in Eukaryota, Viridiplantae, Streptophyta, Magnoliopsida, Poales, Poaceae.